CUAAUUUGAAAUUUACAGUUCUGUGAAUCUUAGUAUGCUUUCACGACUUGUACGAGAGCAUAAUCAAAAGCAACAAGCCGUAAGGCGUAACAAUGAACAACUUAGGAAGGAAGCUGUACAGGCUGUUAGUGAGGUGACUGAUUCUUUAGCUGAUACUUUAAACGAAAGAGUCUCGACUAUACUCAAAACUCAGCGUGAAAUCGAGUCCGAAGCCAGAAAGUUAUCUUCUCAAUCAGUUAAAUACACGAAACAAACAAAACAAUGGUUGAGCAUGUUAGAAGGAUUCAAUUCAGCUUUAAAGGAAUUAGGCGAUGUUCAAAACUGGGCUGAAGUAAUAGAGAAAGAUAUGAGAGAAAUUGCAACAACUUUGGAAUUUGUUCACAAAGGUUUACUGAAAAGUUAUUUUAUUUUAAUCAGUCUAGAAUUCGUAAUAAAAAAUUUCAUUUCCUUUAGGAACGAUAGAGGGCCAGACGAUAACUGCGGAAAUAUCGACGGUAUCGGGAGACAAUAAGACUAAUUGAGGAAAUUUUUUUUUUUUGAACUGGAUUAAAUUUUAAACUUUUGAUCUAGUCGCGAGUUAGAUGAAAAUUUGUCAUUGCAGAUGUAAUAUUAAUUAAUAGCCACCACGUUUGCAAAAAAAAAGAUUUUUUAUCGCGCCUGUCAAUGAUUAUAUGUAUCGGUUAUGUGCAAAUUAAACAAUAGGCGCGAUAUUAAAGAUAUCAAUCAAUUUAAUCAAACUAUAUUUGGGAUGUCUUCUUUGUCUUCCUCCCAAACUUAAAUUUUUUUUUGAAAGGUAUUAACCUGUUAUGAACAAAGACUUGUAUUACGUUACCUAACUGAAAAAACGUAACAACGUAUCAGAGAAUUUGAUUAUCUAUUGUAUCUUUUUUUUUCAAUAAAAAAAUUUUUUAUCUACUUC
Messenger RNA from Rhizophagus irregularis DAOM 181602=DAOM 197198, 919 nucleotides. The record is from RefSeq and is a predicted model, not a curated record. Lineage: Eukaryota; Fungi; Glomeromycota; Glomeromycetes; Glomerales; Glomeraceae.